Molecule: messenger RNA, 783 nt
Organism: Baudoinia panamericana UAMH 10762
Lineage: Eukaryota; Fungi; Ascomycota; Dothideomycetes; Mycosphaerellales; Teratosphaeriaceae
Exons: 2
Coding region: 253-747 (164 amino acids)
Biological process (GO): mycotoxin biosynthetic process
Source: RefSeq, a predicted model, not a curated record
AAUGCUACGGAGCACCAAGCGAGAAGCCAGCUCGAAGGCUGGAUAACUGGCGAAUAUGGGGUCGUCUUGCAUUCGAGGUUGCAAUGCUUAUCACUAUCGUGUCCAUGGUGCUCAGGCUUGCCUUUAUAAGCAGAAAAGGAACUCAUGGUCGAAACGAGCCGCGACAGACAUGUAGGAAGGAGCUAAGCCCCGCUCAUUGCUUGGUGACCAUGUCUGAUCUUGAGGGCAGUCGGCUCCGUAGACAAAGUCUUUAUGAACGAUAGCGUCUACGCCAACGAGAAUGCUUUCACUGACAUGGAGACCUUAAUACGGACUCUGCAGCACUGGACGCCACUUUCUUCAAAAGGGAGAGGCUACGUCGGUAUCCCGCCAUCAGAGAGAACUGGAAUGGAUGGUCCACCGUACAAUAUUGACCCGUUACUGAAGCAUCAGACUAGAGACGCGUACAUGCUCUCGGGCUUCCACCAGCUGCAUUGCCUGGCCACUAUCAUGCAUUCAUACGCUCGGCUGCGUUUUGGCGAAGACGAGAGUGAGAAAGGGUACCAUAUUGCGCACUGUUUUGACUAUCUCCGCCAAGGUAUACUAUGCGCUGGCGAUAUGACAUUGGAGGGCAACAAUUCGGCGACGUAUCCGGGGGUUGAGAUUCCGUGGGGAACCGCACAUCGAUGUGUUAAUUGGGACGGACUGCGUAAUUGGGCUGAUGCAAGGACUGUGUGGCCUUUCCCAGAUGUAAUUGGGAUAUGGUAAUUGACAGACUAGCAGCCUGUAUCGAUUGGGAAGUCU